Eimeria tenella is the source of this 314-nucleotide messenger RNA. RefSeq lists its product as uncharacterized. The transcript has a single exon. The record is from RefSeq and is a predicted model, not a curated record. Gene Ontology annotation, molecular function: ice binding. The annotation marks the transcript as partial. Lineage: Eukaryota; Apicomplexa; Conoidasida; Eucoccidiorida; Eimeriidae.
CGUCUGCUGCAGCAGGAUUGUGUGCAACAGCAGCAGCAGCUGCAGCAGCAGCGGCCACAGAAGCAACAGUAGCAGCAGUCGCAGCAGCAGCAGCAGCGGCCACAGCAGCAGCAGUAGCAGCAGCCGCAGCAUCAGGAGCCACAGACGCCACCCCAGCAGCAGCCACCCCAGCAGCAGCAGCAGCAGCAGCAGCAGCAAAGAUGGGGGAAGAAGCAGCUCGCCACGUGGCUGCUUAUUUGGAAUACGACGCCCUCGUGGGAUCGACAGCUGGGGAUCGUCUUCUGUCUCCCGAGGUGUCUGUACACCUGAGCUGA